Messenger RNA from Dentiscutata erythropus, 262 nucleotides. Lineage: Eukaryota; Fungi; Glomeromycota; Glomeromycetes; Diversisporales; Gigasporaceae. The record is from the annotation of a GenBank genome assembly.
AUGCUCAAAAAGAAAGUAGUAGCAGAGAAAGUUGGCACUGCUAAGAUUUCAAAAGCUCCUGGUUAUCAAAAAGUGGCACUAGUGGCUGUAUCAUUGGCAAAUGCUCUUGAUGGUCUUGAAUUUUCUGCCAAUGAACCAAGUAAUAUAUUGGCUGAGCAUGAUUCAAAUAUCCUUAAAAAGGAUGAUCGAAAAAAGGGCAUUGAAGAUUUUAAAAAUAAAGAAUUUCUUGAACGAUUUCUUACAGAAAAUACUUUUCACAAUU